UGAACCAGCUGAUGAGGGCUCAGAUUCCUCAUCGUCUUCCUGUGGGGUCCAGAACUGGAAAUGGAAUGUUUUAACAGAAAAUCCAACUUCUGUGUUUUGGGCCCAUUUUUGUGAUAAAGUAGUUCCACUAGGAUCUUCUCACGCUGCGGUUUUGCGGACUCUCGGUGGUUUGCGGUAGUUCUGGUUACGGUUCUGCGCAGUCAGUGUGCGGCUGAACAACAAUAGAAAGCGGAGCCCAGGAGGAGGAGCAGCAGGAGCAGCCAGCUUCUUGGCAGCGGAAGGAGACGACGGAUCUCCUGCAGGACAAUGUGAGAUACUCGGAGAGUGGAUCCAGCAGCGAGAAGCUUUCCGGGAUGGAAGUCGAAAUAGUUUGAGCCACAUCGGAACCGAACCUUGCUGCGAAUUGUCCCGAAGAAGCGCUUGUUUUUGUUCGGAGGAAGCGGCCGCAGCGAUGGGAAAACGGCGCUGAGAAACGGGGAAAGAUGGGAGUCGCGCUGCGGAGCCUGUUGUUGUGUACUUUCUGUUGUCUAAUCCGAGGUGAGCCGCUGCUCCUGUACGCGAAUCGGCGAGACCUUCGGAUCGCCGAUGUGGCGCGUGAGAAGGCCAACGCCACGGUGGUGGUUGGAGGUCUGGAAGAUGCAGCAGCAGUGGAUUACGUCUACUCCCAGGGCCUCAUCUACUGGAGCGACGUGAGCGAGGAGGCCAUCAAACGCACCUCCUUCAGCCAGUCAGGCGCCAGCCUGGUCCAGACUGUGGUACCGGGUCUGACAUCACCAGAUGGACUGGCCUGUGAUUGGUUAGGCAGUAAACUUUACUGGACAGACUCUGAAACCAAUCGGAUUGAGGUGGCUGAGCUGGACGGGUCCUUGAGGAAGGUUCUGUUCUGGCAGGAUCUGGAUCAGCCGAGGGCCAUCGCCCUGGAUCCGCAGCAGGGGUUCAUGUACUGGACCGACUGGGGGGAGGUUCCAAAGAUCGAGCGUGCCGGCAUGGAUGGAACCAAUCGCUCCAUCAUCAUCGAUAAGGAGAUCAACUGGCCCAAUGGGCUGACCCUGGACUACGCUCAGCAGAAACUGUACUGGGCCGACGCCAAACACAACUUUAUCCACCGCUGCAACCUGGAUGGCUCCUCCAGGGAGGUGGUGGUCAAAGGGGAGCUUCCUCACCCGUUUGCCCUCACCCUGUUUGAGGACACGUUGUUUUGGACUGACUGGACAACCCAUUCCAUCCAUUCGUGUCAGAAGCAGACAGGAAAUGAGCAACGCAUUGUCCACUCCAACAUCUUCUCACCCAUGGACAUCCAUGUCUUCAGCCCUAAGAGGCAGCCUGUCUCUCUGAGCAGCUCCUGCUCCCUGAACAACGGAGGAUGCUCCCACCUCUGCCUCCUGUCUCCAACCAGGCCCUUCUUUCGAUGUGCCUGUCCCACUGGAGUCCAGAUGCGGGAGGAUGGAAAGACCUGCAGAGACGGUGCGACUCAGAUGCUGCUGCUGGCACGGCGGACAGACCUGCGGCGGAUCUCUCUGGACACUCCUGACUUCACUGACGUCAUCCUGCAGGUGGACGACAUCCGGCAUGCCAUCGCUGUGGACUACGACCCGGUGGAGGGUUACAUCUACUGGACUGAUGAUGACGUGAAAGCCAUCCGUCGCUCUCAGCUGGACGGCAGCGAUGCUCAGUUCGUGGUUGUGGCUCAGGUGAGCCACCCCGAUGGCAUCGCUGUGGACUGGAUAGCCCGGAACCUCUACUGGACAGAUACUGGCACAGACCGCAUCGAGGUGACCCGACUCAACGGAACCAUGAGGAAGAUCCUGAUCUCUGAGGACCUGGACGAGCCCAGAGCCAUUGUUCUGGACCCUGUGGCCGGAUACUUGUACUGGACGGACUGGGGUGAGGUACCGAAGAUUGAGCGGGCCAAUCUGGAUGGGACGGAGCGCGUGGUGAUGGUGAACACGACUCUGGGCUGGCCCAACGGCCUCGCGCUCGACUACAGCGAGCUAAAGAUCUACUGGGGAGAUGCCAAGAUGGAUCGGAUCGAGGUGAUGAACAUGAACGGAACGGGCCGACGGGUGCUGGUGGAGGACAAAAUUCCUCACAUCUUUGGCUUCACGCUGCUGGGAGACUACAUCUACUGGACGGACUGGCAGCGGCGCAUCAUCGAGCGCGUCCACAAACACACCGCCGAGAGGGAGUUCAUCAUCGACGAGCUGCCAGACCUCAUGGGCCUCAAGGCUGUAAAUGUGCACGAGGCCGUCGGUACCAACCCAUGUGCUGACAACAAUGGCGGUUGUAGUCACCUGUGCCUCUACACGCCCCACGGGGUGCAGUGCGGCUGCCCCAUCGGCCUGGAGCUCAUCGCCGACAUGCAGACCUGCAUCAUCCCUGAGGCCUUCCUGCUCUUCUCCCGCCACACCGACAUCCGUCGCAUCUCCCUGGAGACGAACAACAACAACGUUCCCAUCCCGCUCACUGGUGUCAUGGAGGCUUCGGCGCUAGACUUUGACGUCACCGACAACCGGAUCUACUGGACCGACAUCACCCUGAAGACCAUCAGCCGGGCCUUCAUGAAUGGCAGUGCUCUGGAGCACGUGGUCCAGUUUGGCCUCGACUAUCCAGAGGGAAUGGCGGUAGACUGGUUGGGGAAGAACCUGUACUGGGCAGACACCGGCACCAACCGCAUUGAAGUGGCCAAACUGGAUGGGCAGCACCGGCAAGUUCUGGUCUGGAAGGAUCUGGACAGUCCACGAGCUCUGGCCCUGGAUCCUGCAGAGGGGUACAUGUACUGGACUGAGUGGGGCGGGAAGCCCAAGAUAGACCGGGCUGCGAUGGACGGUACCGGCCGCAUCACAUUGGUGGCCGACGUGGGUCGAGCCAACGGCCUCACCAUCGACUACGCGGAGCGGAGGCUCUACUGGACCGACCUGGACACGACGCUGAUAGAGUCAUCCAACAUGCUUGGUCUGGACAGAGAGGUGAUCGCGGAUGACCUUCCUCACCCGUUUGGACUGACCCAGUUCCAGGACUAUAUUUACUGGACAGACUGGAGCCAGCGCAGCAUCGAGCGAGCCAAUAAGACGAGUGGCCAGAACCGCACCCUGAUCCAGGGCCACCUGGAUUACGUCAUGGACAUCCUGGUCUUCCACUCGUCCCGACAGGGCGGCUGGAACGCCUGUGCUUCCACCAACGGACACUGCUCCCAUCUGUGCCUUGCUGUCCCAGUCAGCAACUAUGUCUGCGGAUGCCCCGCCCACUUCUCCCUCAACUACGACAACAAGACGUGCCGCGCUCCCACGUCAUUCCUGCUCUUCAGUCAGAAAAACUCCAUCAACCGGAUGGUGAUCGACGAGCAGCAGAGCCCUGACAUCAUCCUUCCUAUCCACAACCUGAAGAACGUCCGGGCCAUCGACUACGACCCGCUGGACAAGCAGCUGUACUGGAUCGACUCCAAACAGAAUGUCAUUCGCCGCACGCAGGAGGAUGGGAACCAGAGUAUGACGGUGGUACUGAGCUCUGUGGUGGGACCCAGUCCAGGUCUUCAGCUGUAUGACCUAAGCAUCGACAUCUACAGUCGCUUCAUCUACUGGACCAGCGAGGUGACCAACGUCAUCAACGUGACCCGGACAGAUGGCAGCCGGGUGGGCGUGGUCCUGCGGGGCGAGCACGACAAACCCAGAGCCAUCAUGGUGAACCCAGAGCGCGGGUACAUGUACUUCACCAACCUGCAGGAGCGUUCUCCUAAGAUCGAGCGGGCAGCUUUGGACGGCACGGAGCGGGAGGUCUUGUUCUUCAGCGGCCUGGGAAAACCUGUGGCUCUGGCCAUUGACAACGCGUUGGGAAAGCUGUUCUGGGUGGACUCGGACCUGCGGCGCAUCGAGAGCAGCGACCUGUCUGGAGCCAAUCGGAUUGUGAUCGCCGACUCUAACAUCCUGCAGCCUGUGGGCCUGACGGUGUUCGGGAACCACCUGUACUGGAUCGACAAGCAGCAGCAGAUGAUCGAACGCAUCGAUAAAACGACGAGGGAGGGCCGCACUAAGGUGCAGGCGCGAGUCGCCUACCUGAGCGACAUUCACGCCGUGCACGAUCUUGACAUGACGGAGUACCGUAAACACCCCUGUACAAACGAUAAUGGCGGCUGCUCCCACAUCUGCAUCGUGAAGGGAGACGGGACAACCCGCUGCUCGUGUCCCAUUCACCUGGUGCUGCUGCCAGACGAACUCACCUGUGGAGAACCGCCCACCUGCUCGCCUGAACAUUUCGCCUGCAAUUCAGGAGAAGUGGACUGCAUCCCGAACACCUGGAGGUGCGACGGUUAUCCUGAGUGUGACGACCGGAGCGACGAGGAAGACUGUCCCGUCUGCUCCGAUUCGGAGUUCCAGUGCGACAGUCGGCAGUGCAUUGACCUGAGCCUGCGUUGCAACGGGGAGAUCAACUGUCAGGACGGAUCUGACGAGAACAAGUGUGAAGUUCGGUGUCCGGCGGAUCAGUUCACCUGCACCAACGGUCAGUGCAUCGGCAAGCACAAGAAGUGCGACCACAACAUGGACUGCAGCGACAACUCCGACGAGAUGGGCUGCUAUCCCACCGAGGAGCCUCCACCUCCGUCCAACAACACCAUCAGCUCCAUCGUGGGCGUGGUCAUGGCCUUGUUUGGGGUUGGUGCCAUCUACUUUGUGUGUCAGCGCGUGCUCUGUCCUCAGAUGAAGGACGACGGAGAGACGGUCACCAACGACUUCGUGGUUCACGGGCCGUCGUCCGUGCCUCUGGGAUAUGUUCCACAUCCGAGCUCGCUGUCCAGCUCGCUGCCAGGUAUGUCCAGGGGGAAGUCUGUGAUUGGCUCUCUGAGCAUCAUGGGUGGCAGCAGUGGCCCGCCGUACGACCGCGCUCACGUCACCGGAGCUUCGUCCAGCAGCUCGUCCAGCACCAAGGGCACGUACUUCCCCCCGAUCCUGAACCCGCCCCCCUCACCUGCAACAGUGCGCUCCCAGUACACCCUGGAGUUUGGUUACUCCUCCAACAGCCCGUCCACACACCGGUCAUACAGCUACCGACCGUACACCUACCGCCACUUUGCCCCGCCCACCACGCCCUGCAGCACGGACGUGUGCGACAGCGAUUACACCCCGGGACGCCGAGCACCACUGAAGCCCGCUGCGGCCACUAAGGGCUACACCAGCGACCUCAACUAUGACUCUGAGCCGUUCCCGCCGCCGCCGACCCCCCGCAGCCAGUAUCUGUCGGCGGAGGAGAACUGCGAGAGCUGCCCGCCGUCGCCUUACACUGAGCGCAGUUACGCCCACCACCUGUACCCUCCGCCACCUUCCCCUUGCACAGACUCCUCGUGAGCCAAACCCCUGGCUUAGCUCCGCCCCUCUCUGUAAAUACCAAUUGUUCAUAUUUGAGGUAGACGAACAGGAAGAGACUGACGCAGCGGAGGAGCCGACCAACUAAAGGGAAGCAGAGGACUUUUGUACAUUUAAAGAGAAAACAUAUUUAUAUAUUUUCUAUACAGUGUUUACUGAUGAUGCACCAGAGGUUUGUAUAAGAAAUAUUUGUACAUUUUUAACUAAAGUUUUUAUUCAGAUCAUCACAAGUAUAAGUUGCCUUAAAGCAGGAGGAAGAACAGGAACUAACCAGUCAGAUGGACCACCAACCUCUGAUGCCAAAUACCAACAGCAGCUGCGGGAGUGCUGCGUUACCGUGGCAACCGCAUCAGGUGACCUCCCACAGGCUGCUGUUUAUCACUGUGGGACUGACGUUUCUGUGGCCGCUCCGGGGACGGCGUCUUCAGGAGGACAUCUCCGGUGUCGGGGACGGCGUCUCGGCAGGAAGUGACUCUGGUGUUGGAGCUCCAGUUCUGACUCUCUGUAGCACUGUGAGGCACAUAUUGACUGAUUGGUCAUCCGAUCGGAACCAGAACCACUCUGAUUGGUGAUGACACGGGGCGUUCAGAACUGGGCGGGAUGGAUGUGAGCAGAAGGUUGGAUCUGCUGCUCGUGUCCCUCCCGGGCCUCCAUACGCAGACCCACGUCCUGCAGCAGCUGGGUUCUGUUCUGGUUUAAACCAAAACGUUUGUGUUCGCUUUGUGUGUCGGAGUUCUCAGGAGGGGGAGGAGCCUCUCCCCUCCCCGCUAACACGACUUUGUGCCUGAGCAGUCACAUCACUUCCUGUUUUGUUUUGUUCCCGCUGAGGAAGAGACCACAGAGGAGCUGCAGUGCCCACUAAAUGCUCGAUAGUAUUUUUGUACCACAUGUUGUAGAUAACGUAUUUAUAAGCUAGAGAGAGUCCCUGUAAAUGUCUCGCCCACCCUCGGUACUUUUCAUUCCGUCUUUUUUAUAUUUCUUCUAUUUUUCUAUGGAAUCUCACGAACGCCGACAAUCUCAGAUCAGACAUAUCCAGGUUUUUACGUGUUUUUGACUCGCGCGGAGCUGGAUACCGGGCAGGACACGAGGUGGGACGCCGGGUCGGUCAUCGGCUUCUUUAUCACAAAUCUUGAAGUCAGUUUGCUUCCUGAAAGUCCCGUUCCAGAAAACCCACCAGCAUGACUCGACAAUCCAAGGCUUUUUUAGUACCAGAACUCCGAAGCUUCAGGUGGUUCUGGACCUGAGAAGCAUCCAGAUGUUUGUGACUGAGCUCAGGACCUGCAGACGACGAGGACACGAGUGGGAUCAGUCUGAACUCUUUACGUCUGAGCCUCUGGCUCCGCCCUCAGUGAUCGUUGUUCUCGUGAGUUGAACACGUGACGACCGUGACCUCGGUCAGGAGUACGAGUCCUGUUGAAGCCGUCUCUGAGCCACGGACGCUGAAGCUCGGAUGUGUCCUGAUAAACCGAAACACAUCUGAUUUAGAGCUUCUUGGGUGUUUUGGGUAAAGUUUGUAACGUGAAACUAAAAAUCACCGAGAGUGAAAGGGAAUCGUCUUACCUGAGCUGUGAGUCAGGGUCAGGGUUAGGGUCAGGGUUCGCUCUAACCAGCUCUAACCAGCGCAGCAGCUUCAGGGUGUUUCAGCACUUUCUGAAACUUAAACCAUCAUGAAGUUGUUGCUUAGCCACAAGGAGCCUCUCAGGCCUUCAGCAUCUAGUUUUGGUCUCACUAGGCUUCGGUACGGCCUUGGCGCCUCGCUGUGGGACUGACGUCUCCGUUCGGCUGCAGCGCUGUCCCAUCCGGGCUUCCGUACAGCUUCAACAACAGUUUUGUUCCCGCUGGGCCUCUGUAGGGCAUAAGUGCCUAGUUUAGACCAUUCUGGGUUUGGCCUCUGUAGGGCUUUCACCAACCUGUGGUUGGGCUCUGUUCCUCCAUCUGGUGCGCUCGUCUUCUCCUUUCUGCACUUUACUCGAUGUUUUCUUGUCUGAUUUGGUACAAAUGGACUGAAACCGCAGGGGAGCUGAUUGUUGCAGCUCUCCGUUUGAAAACUCAGCUGGAAGAGACGAAACCCGUCGCGUUUUAAAGCCACUAAUAAACUAUUUGAAGUAAUUAUUCAGUUGCAAGGGAAUAAACUCUGACCGUGUCUGAUGGAGUCUUUGAGGUUUGUUGUACUUGAAAUGUGAACGGGGUCCCGUUUGACCAGAGAUGGUUUUGUUCGAGUCCGUAAGAAUCUGAUCAGAAACGAGACUAAGCCUCCUGCAGGCGCCCUCCAGGCCAGCAGGCGGUGCUGUUGGGCAGACUGAACGUGGGUGAAGAGGCUUAGAAAGUAGACAUGUAAAAAGUUUUAAAUGGAAAGCACUUUUGUCUCCAGGCUGGGUGACGGGAAACCUUUCUGUUUCUUCUGAUUCGUCUGAACUGUACAGCCCGUCCAGCUGCCUCCAUAAGCUGUUGUAACUCAUCAGAUGCUGAAUUUAUCUCCUUAUGUUGAAUAUAAAACCGAGUGAACUUUAA
Nothobranchius furzeri (turquoise killifish) is the source of this 7865-nucleotide messenger RNA. It is a transcript of the gene lrp6, whose product is annotated as low density lipoprotein receptor-related protein 6. Gene Ontology annotation, biological process: Wnt signaling pathway involved in somitogenesis; receptor-mediated endocytosis involved in cholesterol transport; canonical Wnt signaling pathway. The record is from RefSeq and is a predicted model, not a curated record. Lineage: Eukaryota; Metazoa; Chordata; Actinopteri; Cyprinodontiformes; Nothobranchiidae. Gene Ontology annotation, molecular function: Wnt-protein binding; Wnt receptor activity.